Messenger RNA from Exophiala viscosa, 2389 nucleotides. RefSeq lists its product as uncharacterized. The transcript has 2 exons. The coding region runs from base 127 to 2256 and encodes 709 amino acids. NCBI's taxonomy places the organism in Eukaryota, Fungi, Ascomycota, Eurotiomycetes, Chaetothyriales, Herpotrichiellaceae. The record is from RefSeq and is a predicted model, not a curated record.
UUCAGCGAGUUGGGUUCUUAUGAAGGCAAUCUUGUAUAUGUUUGCCAUGUGUCCAAUGUCUUUUGCCAACAUGUCCGGCUUCUCGAGCUUGUCUAACUUUAACCGUGAACAGCUUACAUUGAAGUCAUGGAAGACAAUAUUCUAUCUCCCAAGUGCUUGUUUUCUUUCUCGGACAGAGUGAACACCAUCGCCAGGGCUCGAGACCGUCCGACAUCUCAUUCUAAUGACAGGUUGAAAGAGGAUAAAGUUCCUAACCUGGAGAACUUCCAGAAUAUCUUGCCUCCAGAUGAGCACAUCAGCAUCAAGCGAAAAUCCCUGAUCCGACAGCCAGGUCACCACUUUGACGAUGGACGUGACCACAAUCUUCAUGAUUGGAAGUACCGGAAUUCGUUCAAGACAAUAAUAAUCCCAACGGCCGCGAUUUGCCUGCCCAUGGCUCUCCUGUCCGCGGCUUUGCUCACGAUUGUUUACCUAUACAAGGUCGACAUUCAAGCCAGUUUGUUUGAACCUGCACUCUCACAACAAGGUGCUUCUUCUCAUGUACUGGUCAACUUCUCUGCAACGCGAUUGCUCUUCCUGGCGAGUUUCCUGUCAACUGUGGCACCAUUGCUGGGGUCUUUCAUCAUGUCUGUGUGCUCGCUCUCUGCUUCACGAGAACUUAGCACGGCCUCUUCAGCAGGGGAGUACCUCAAACUGCCAACACCCUACCAGAUGAGCCUGCUUGUGGGCAUUCUGGUCGCCUCUUCGGCGCAAUUGAGAAGCUACCUAUCAUACGGGCUCUUCCGGAAGCAAAGGCCAAGCAUGCCGCCAGUGCUACAUCAUGCCGCUCUUAUGAUUAUCUUGAGUGUCCUGAUGGCCACCUGCGUCUUCAUCGCUGAUACGGUACUCCAUUACACAACAUCAACAGUCGAGCUUGACCAGAUCCAGAUCCCUGCCCUGCCUAUCCAAGAACUCGGGAGAGGCAUCUCUGAAUAUUGCUUGACCUAUAAUCGAACUAGUUCAGGGUUUCCAUGUUCAGUGGAUUGGGGAUUCACUGAUCCAAAUUAUGUCUUUGAGGAGGAAGAAGCCGUCCGACUAGCUCAUAACACAUCACAGCUUUCGCAGAUCCAGAUGGCGGCCGCUGAGGAAGUCUCUGGUGCCGAGAUUUCUUACCUUGUCCCGCAAGACCAGACAGUCACUCCAGACUCCGACUAUCGUGCGACAACAAUCGGCAUAUCGACGACUUGUCAUUUCGUCCCACCAAAAUCUUGUGGCAUGGCCGUGUGGGGACCGGAUGACAUUUACACCAAUUUCAGCUGCACUGAUAUGUUUCAUGGCACUCUAGGAAUCAACCCAAAUACGAGUACAGCCAAUGGGUACCGGGCACCAGACGCCUACCGUUCACUGCUCAUGUACAAACCGGCAUCCAACCUCAUGUACAGCUUUUUCUCUGAUCCGCACUUGGAAAAUGUUUACAACACGGUUGGACUUGGCGAUGAUGGCCAAUUCAACCUCAGUAUCUUACCAAUGCCGGACAACGAGCUGAUCAAUCCGUUCCAUAUAGGAGUGGCUGCUCGCGUCGCCCAGGGCUCUUUCUUUACGUCGAGCGAGAUGUUAACAACAAACGACACAUUCCGUGGCUCGGUCAAUCAAGUCAUCGACUUUGUCAUGAAUUGUGCCGUGUCAUCGUAUGACGUGACCUAUACCUGGGUCAAUGGGGAUCUUAAAGCUAUCUCAACAACUCCGACUAACAACGGAAGCGUCCUGGAGAUAUAUCAUGCCACUCUUCUCUAUACCAGUGUCAGCGGUCAAGCAGAUAGUUUCGACCUCCAAGAUUUUCUUAUGCAAGCACCUCUCUCCGGAAACACGACAGAUUCGUUUCUACGCAAGUUCGGCAGUCUGUAUUCUGGAAAGGUUCUUGCGAAAAUUGGGGCGUAUACAACCGCUCGUACGGUGCUUCAAGAGCAGCAAAGACAAAGUAUGCUUUUGUCGAAGGUACCAGUUCCAGCAUUGGCAAUGCUGGUCACUUGGAGCUUUGCUUACACUGUGCUCGGUCUGGUCAUUGCCGUACGGGCAUAUCGCGCAUCACAGCACAAUGUCAGGGAUAUUGCAGCCAAAUUAAGUCUACUGGGGCUUUCGGAGGCAGCAUUUGGGGAUCACAGUGCAGGGCCCUCUAGUCCAGAAAUUGGUUCCUCGAGUGAAGACCUGGUCCAAAUCUCGAGAAGGGAAACUAGGCGAGUCAUUGUGGAAGGUGCCGAGUUCAAGGUCAUGGUUUGAUCGAUCUUUCCACAUAGAAGACCGAAUUGCCUUCUUCGAUCAAAAAAGCGCCCGAUACUGCAUAUCCUUGUCAAGCUGCUGUGCGAUUGUCUCAAACUAAAUCGACGCUCGAUGAUGCGACUAUCAACUCGAC